AAAUAAAAUAUCUCCCACAAAGCAAACUAUGUAAAAGGACCGUCUUCGUCGAGGCAGUGCCAGUGCUCCUCGAAUUCAUCUUUGGCAUCUCCAUAUAUAUUCAGAGCAUCUCUCUUUCGCAUCUCCUCAAAAGCCCAAAGCAUUUCUCUCUCUCUCUCUCUCUCUCUCUUGUCAUUUAGAGCUUAGAUUUUUCUCUUUUCUUGGCUUCUUGUUCAAUCUAAUCUUCUUGGUUUCACUCGGUAGCGCUUUUGUUGUUUGAUUUCAGCUCUGUUUACAACCGCCUCAGAAUUGUAUAUAAACCUUUCUCCCUGAAGAUUCACCAUCUGGGUUUUCUCUCUCAGUGGGUGCUUCUUCAAUUUCAGCUGUCGAAGAGACUUAUCUUCUGUUUUGCUUGUACUAAUAUUUUGGUCGAUAAUGGAUACUGGGAAGCAAAGCAGUGAGGCCAAAAAGGUUAUAUCUGAAAAAAUGGAGAAGCACCAAGUGAGCUCUUCGAAGGAAGGGAAAGGGAAGAGAUUGUGGAAGACAGUGAAGUACCAGCUUGUAGAAUAUCAUUGUUUGCCAGGUUAUUUAAGGGACAAUGAGUACAUCGUGGGCCAUUAUCGAUCUGAAUGGCCAAUGAAGCAGGUUCUGCUAAGCAUAUUCAGUAUCCAUAAUGAGACUUUAAAUGUUUGGACGCAUUUGAUUGGGUUCUUCCUUUUCCUUUCCCUGACCAUAUGCACUGCCAUAAAGGUUCCUAAGGUUAUUGACCUUCACUCUCUACAACUUCCAGACAUGUUGAAAGCUGAUUUGCACAAAUUGCAGGAAUGCCUCCCUUCUUUACCCACCAUGCCUAAUAUUCCCAGACUUAGGGAGGAAAUAAAGGCUACAUUGCCCUCAAUGGAUUUGCUUCCAUCUCUCCCAGGAUGGCACAUUAUGGAACUUCUAUAUAAUUGCUUGCCUGAACGAUUCUCCAGUGAAAACCACACAAAUGUCUGUGUUCUGCGUAGCAUGAAGGAGGAUGUGGUGAACAUGAUCGCCCCCCUGAUGGUGAGGCCAAUCACACGAUGGCCCUUUUUUGUUUUCCUCGGCGGGGCCAUGUUUUGCUUGCUAGCUAGCAGCACAUGCCACCUUCUCUCCUGCCACUCCGAACGCAUGUCAUACAUUAUGCUCAGGCUUGACUAUGCCGGAAUUGCAGCCCUCAUCUCUACCUCCUUCUACCCUCCUGUCUAUUACUCCUUCAUGUGCAGCCCUUUCUUCUGCAAUCUCUAUUUGGGAUUCAUAACCAUCUUGGGAAUUGCCACAAUCUUGGUUUCUCUUCUGCCAAUGUUUGAAAAGCCAGAGUUUCGCACCAUUCGAGCAGCUCUCUUCUCUGGCAUGGGCUUGUCUGGAAUAGCACCGAUCCUGCACAAGCUUAUCUUGUUCUGGCACCAGCCUGAGGCUCUCCACACAACAGGCUAUGAAGUUCUGAUGGGGGUUUUGUAUUUAAUUGGGGCUUUGGUUUAUGCUACAAGAAUUCCAGAGCGAUGGAUGCCUGGAAAAUUUGAUAUUGCAGGGCACAGCCACCAACUUUUCCAUAUAUUUGUAGUGGCUGGGGCUUACGCUCAUUAUCAUGCUGGGCUUGUUUACCUCAAGUGGAGAGACCUGGAAGGCUGUUAGAGAAAUUAUAUUCAGAAUCUUAACAAGUAAAUUUGUGGAUGAAAUCCUAGGAAAUUGCUCUGUAUAAAUAAACAUCUAGACUCUGGAUGUAAGAACCCAGAGGGAAAAGCAGAAUGCUAUUUCCUCAAUUCUGUGUAUUUGGACAUGUGCUGUGAUAAUUACUGCCUGCAAUGGUUGUAGAUUCACAGUUUUAAAAGAAAAAUAAAAGGGUUCGUUUAUGAA
This is a messenger RNA of Manihot esculenta (cassava), 1857 nucleotides long. Its product is annotated as heptahelical transmembrane protein 4. NCBI's taxonomy places the organism in Eukaryota, Viridiplantae, Streptophyta, Magnoliopsida, Malpighiales, Euphorbiaceae. Bases 415 to 1635 code for a protein of 406 amino acids. The transcript is spliced from 4 exons. The record is from RefSeq and is a predicted model, not a curated record. Gene Ontology annotation, molecular function: signaling receptor activity. Gene Ontology annotation, cellular component: membrane.